GAAAAAAAAUAUGAAGGAUGAAUUGCAUCCCACUGAAACACGAAAAGGAAUAAAAAACAUAGAUGAGAAAGAAGUGAGUGAAAGCGUGGCGAAUGGAUUUGACGGAGAAGGAUCUAUUCGGCGAAGAUUCCGACAACGAGCAAGAUGGGACCCACUCUUCGUCCCCCUCUUCCUCCUCCUCCGCUUCUUCUUCCUCUUCCUCUUCUUCCUCCUCUUCCGCCUCUUCCAGUGACGGUGCCGCCGACUCCUCCUCCGCAAGCGGAAGCGCAAGUAGCGGCGCCGAAGAUGACGACGAGAAUGGAGACGUCGUAGAUAGCAGCAAGGCCCAUGGCUAUCAGCAUCGCGACUUCGAAGACAAAGAUCUAUUUGGCUCUGACAAUGAAGAUUACUGUAAAACCCUCGCUAAAAGUCCUUUCCCUAUUCCUGUAUUGCCUGCCAUCCGCAAUGCAAAUAAUCAGGGUAGAGGGGGGUUUGGCCGUGGCCGUUGGCAGCAAAAUGAUAGAGGAGCUGGUCUUCUUCCUCGUCCUGGACCUUAUCCUCAGCGGCAGAAUUUUGGGUAUGGAAACAGGUUUCAGAAUGGCCGUCACGAUGAGCGGUUUGUCUCUGAGUUGAAGCUCUCAAAGAGUGAAGAAACUCUGUCAAGAAAGUGCAUUGCUUUUCAGGAGCCUUGUGAAGUUGGUUGCUAUAGUCGUGUCGAAAGCGGAGAAGUGUACUUCGACGAUCGUAGCUUGAGACUUUUUAAGCGUCACAUCACUGAAGAUAUUGGAGCUAAUUUGAAUGAAGGUUAUGAUACAUUCACUCCCAAAAAAGACUUAGGCUCAGAGGGAUUUGGUGAUCUCCUUGCUUGCAUUAGAGACAAAAAUAUCCCUCUACAAAACAUUCAUUUUGUGACAUUCCGUAACAAUCUUAACAAGAUAUUGGCUACAGCUUAUAUUCGUCAUGAGCCUUGGGAAAUGGGAGUGCACAAAAGGAAUGGCGUUGUCUAUCUUGAUGUGCAUAAGUUACCAGAAAGACCGCAAAGUGAUUUAGAUCGCAGGAGAUGUUAUGUAGGAUAUUGUUUUGAGAGCCUUGCCACUGAAGAUCCUAGAAGAGCAGAUGGAGAGGGGAUACAUAAUGUUGAUGCCAAUGUUGAAUUCUGUUCCAUGAUUAAGACAAAAUUAGGAGCUCAUCGUAUCUUGAUGGGUGCUGAGAUGGAUUGCUGUGAUUCAACUAAUGAUGGAAAGAGAUUUUAUGUGGAGUUAAAGACGAGUUAUGAGUUAAAUUAUCAUACUGAGGAAAAAUUUGAGAGAGAGAAAUUAUUGAAGUUUUGGAUUCAAUCAUUCCUGGCAGGUGUUCCAUAUAUUGUCAUAGGAUUCAGGGAUGAUGCAGGUCGUCUUGUUCGGACCGAAAGACUUAGAACCAAAGAUAUAACACAGAGAAUAAAAAUGAAGAACUAUUGGCAGGGAGGAGUCUGCUUGGCAUUUGCCGAUGAGGUAUUAUGCUGGCUUUAUGGAACAGUCAAAGAAAAUGAAGAUUACAUUUUGCAGUUUGCUCCACCUUUCAACCGUUUGGAGCUUCUGCAAGCGCAGUCUUGCCCAGAUGCAAUUACUAGUCAUCUGGAGCUGUUGUGAAGAUUUGGAGACCUUAACAGUUAUUAUUCUAAACUAUUCAAUAUACGAAGGGGAAUCAACUAUAGAUUUUUCCCCGCUGCUUUGAUCAGUUUACGAACUUUUGGGAUGGGGGUUAUAACCGAUGAGUGCGGAAAAUUGCAUUCACAUCUUUAUAGAAAUUUGCGAAAACAUUAUGGCCUUGUUUAGUUGGAAUAUAGUUUUUCGUUUUUAAUAUUCUCAGCUUUAUGCUUCCAUUUUC
Messenger RNA from Abrus precatorius (Indian licorice), 1848 nucleotides. Its product is annotated as decapping nuclease DXO homolog, chloroplastic. The transcript is spliced from 13 exons. Gene Ontology annotation, cellular component: nucleus; cytosol. Gene Ontology annotation, molecular function: mRNA 5'-diphosphatase activity. NCBI's taxonomy places the organism in Eukaryota, Viridiplantae, Streptophyta, Magnoliopsida, Fabales, Fabaceae. The record is from RefSeq and is a predicted model, not a curated record. Gene Ontology annotation, biological process: NAD-cap decapping; nuclear-transcribed mRNA catabolic process. The coding region runs from base 93 to 1610 and encodes 505 amino acids.